Molecule: messenger RNA, 762 nt
Organism: Nerophis lumbriciformis (worm pipefish)
Lineage: Eukaryota; Metazoa; Chordata; Actinopteri; Syngnathiformes; Syngnathidae
Source: RefSeq, a predicted model, not a curated record
AUGGGGCAGUGUGGGAUUACGUCAUCCAAAACCGUCCUGGUUUUCCUCAAUCUUAUAUUCUGGGCGGCAGCAGGUAUUUUAUGCUACAUCGGAGCCUACGUCUUCAUCACCUACGAUGACUACGACCACUUUUUCGAGGACGUGUACACACUCAUCCCAGCCAUCGUCAUCAUCGCUGUGGGCACCCUUCUCUUCGUCAUUGGUCUGAUAGGCUGCUGUGCUACCAUACGUGAGAGCUCCUGUGGCUUGGCCACUUUUGCUGCCAUUUUGCUGCUGGUGUUUGUAACAGAGUGUGUGGUGGUGGUGCUGGGCUACAUCUACAGGGCAAAAGUGGAAGAUGAGGUGAAUCACUCCAUUCAGAAGGUUUACAAUGAGUACAAUGGCACUAACACGGAUGCUCCCAGUCGCGCUAUCGACUAUGUGCAAAGACAGCUGCACUGCUGCGGUAUCCACAACUACUCGGACUGGAGGAACACUCGCUGGUUCAAAGAGUCUAAAAACAACAGCGUCCCUGUCAGUUGCUGCCAGCCCAAUAUCAGCAACUGCACCGGCACCCUCUCCCGGCCAGCAGACCUCUACCAAGAGGGUUGUGAAGCUCUGGUCGUGAAAAAGUUGAAGGAGAUCAUGAUGUAUGUCAUUUGGGCUGCACUAACUUUUGCAACGAUACAGAUGCUGGGCAUGCUUUGCGCUUGCGUGGUGCUCUGUAGGCGAAGUCACGACCCUGCAUACGAGCUGCUGGUCACCACCAACAGCUACGCGUGA